GCUCAUCAAAUCAGGUUGACAGUCCAGUAUCACAUGGAACAUCAUGUACCUGUGAUUGUAAUAACAAUACCCAGUUGCCCACUCCCAGACCCUACGGGGAGUACGCCUUCAUACUACUACAAGUAUUUUGUGAACAAAUACUUGUUUCAGGAACUUAGGACUUUGGUCGAUCAUCUUUAAAAGGACUGUCUACCUGCCCGCACGAUCUGGUGCAUUUAUUUAAGCGUGAAUUUCCCCCAGAGUAAUUUUUAAUCUGCGCCUGCUUUGAGCAGCGGUGAUGAAUAAGGAGGCGGUAUCGAGUGGGGCAGACCGGGCAGGUGGUACUGCACCGGGAGGAGCGCAGCAGCAGCAGCCGCCGCCGCCGCCGCCGCAGCUGACGUUGCCGACGCCGCUAGACCGCACAGCUGCUUGUUGUCAUGGAGGAGCAAAGAUGGCGGUCCUGGCCUAUAGCCUGGGCAAACGCGAAAUAAAUCAACAUUUUACCGUUAAAAAUGCCAAAUUAAUAUCGCUAGUAGUUGUUAUUUUGCUCCUCGUGUUUCACACUGCUUCGCGGUAUUAUGGAGGCGGAGACUCAUGUGAAUGGCUGCUGUCGAGAGGACGUUACUUGGGGGAGAACGUUUGGCAGCCUUAUGGCUGUAUGAUGCACAAAUACAAAAGCAUUGAAGCCAAAACCUGCCUUGCUGAAAAGCGGGUGGCCUUUGUUGGUGAUUCACGAAUCAGGCAGCUAUUUUACUCCUUCAUCAAAAUUAUUGACCCAGAGCGAAGAGAAGAUGGAAACAAGCACGAGGACAUUGCCUUUGAAGAAAAGAGUUCCUCUGUGAAUGUGAAGUUCCUGUGGUAUCCAGAGGCAAAUAAUUCAAUGAAGGAGCGCCUGAUAUCAUGGACACACGAAGCAGCUUCAGCAAAGCCCGAUGUUGUCAUUCUUGGAGCUGCCACAUGGUCCAUCAAGCUGCACGGCGGCAGCAGCGAGGCUCUGCAGCAGUACAAAAUCAACCUGACAGGCAUUGCUGUGCAUCUAGAGAAGCUGGCUGACAACGGGGAAGUCUACUGGGUGCUGCAAGACCCAGUAAAUGAGGAAGCCUUGAGUGAGAGCAGGAAGAUGAUCACCAACCAACAGUUGGAGCUGUAUAAUGAAGCAGCGGCAGGCGUGCUCAACAACAGCAAGCGUAACCGGGUCAAGCUGAUGGCUGCAUCCCGUCAGGCGGCGUUCGAAACUAUCGGCCAGUCAGACGAUGGCCUGCACCUGCCUGAGAGCACCAGGAAUGUGGGGGCCAUGGUCCUCAUGAACUCUGUGUGCAACAAGAUACUUAGACCCAUAGACGGCUCCUGUUGCCAAACAUUACCACCCCCUAACCUCCUCCAGAAGCUGUCAGCGGUUUUCUUCCUGGGCUCGGCCCUGACUCUCCUGGUCCUCCAUGUUCUUGGCUAUAACCACCACCGCCGACCCGUGCCCCCUGACGUGGAGAGCCUAGAGGAGAAGAAGCCAACGACUGCAGCUGUUCCCUUGGGCCCAAAGGCGCCCUUCCAGGCUCUCUGCCGGAUGGGCAUCAUCAUGGGCUAUUUUUAUCUUUGUGACAGAGCAGAUGUGUUCAUGAAAGAGCAGAAGUUCUACACUCACUCCACAUUCUUCAUACCUCUCAUCUAUAUAUUCGUCUUGGGAGUGUUUUACAGUGAGAACACCAAGGAGACCAAAUUACUCAACCGAGAGCAAACAGACGAAUGGAAAGGCUGGAUGCAGCUUGUCAUCCUUAUCUAUCACAUAUCUGGUGCCAGCGCUUUUGUUCCAGUGUACAUGCAUGUGCGAGUGCUGGUGGCAGCAUACCUUUUUCAGACGGGCUAUGGACACUUUUCCUUUUUCUGGCUCAAGGGAGACUUUGGACUGUAUAGAGUGUGCCAGGUGCUUUUCCGUCUAAACUUCCUGGUCUUGGUGCUGUGUGUGGUAAUGGACAGACCCUACCAGUUCUAUUACUUUGUUCCACUUGUCACCUUCUGGUUUGUCGUCAUCUAUGCCACGCUGGCCAUGUGGCCUCAGAUCCUUCAGAAGAAGGCCAACAGUAGUGGCAUAUGGCAUCUUGGGAUCUUGGCAAAGUUACUGGGCCUCUUGCUGUUCAUAUGCGUAUUUGCCUUUUCACAGGGUUUCUUUGAAAGUAUUUUCUCCAUGUGGCCCAUCUCCAAGCUCUUUGAGCUGAACGGAAACAUCCACGAGUGGUGGUUCAGAUGGAAGCUGGACCGAUUUGCAGUCAUACACGGCAUGUUAUUUGCCUUCAUCUAUCUGGUGCUUCAGAAGCGCCAGGUGCUGUCAGAGGGCAAAGGAGAGGCUCUCUUCUCUGCCAAGAUUUCCAACCUGCUCCUCUUCCUCUCUGUCGUCUCUUUCAUAACUUACUCAAUAUGGGCCAGCAGCUGCAAAACCAAAACAGAAUGCAAUGAGAUGCAUCCUUACAUCUCUGUGGUCCAGAUUUUGGCCUUCAUUCUCAUCAGGAACAUUCCUGGCUACGCCCGUUCUAUAUAUAGCUCAUUCUUUGCCUGGUUUGGAAAGAUCUCUUUGGAGCUGUUCAUAUGCCAGUACCACAUCUGGCUGGCUGCAGACACCAAGGGAAUUUUAGUCCUGAUUCCAGGAAACCCUUCGCUCAACAUCAUGGUCAGCACCUUCAUCUUUGUUUGCGUGGCACAUGAGAUUUCCCUCAUCACCAACGACCUGGCCCAGGUGGUCAUCCCCAAAGACAGCGUGGCCCUGCUGAAGAGACUGGGGUGCCGUGGGACUCUUCAGUCUGGUUGUACUGCUGCUAACCAGGAGCAGCCAGACCACACCCGGCGCCUGAUGGGAUACCUCUUGAUGUGGAAGGGGCAUGACAGACUCCCUAAGCCCCUGUUGGAGACUGAAGUGAGGUACAGAUCUGAGCCAGGAGCAGGCUCAGAGGUUUGAGGCUGCUGGUGGCCACAGGAGACAACCUCAGUAGUGACAACACAAGGAACCCUAUUGAAGAUCAUUGGAGUCUCACCACUAGCCAUGUUUGAGCGGAGUCUGUACUUUUUGACUGCUGUGAAAGUCGCACACUGAAGAAAAGAAGAACACCCACAUAAGGGGGUAUUGCUCCUUUUUCAGAGCAAAGUUCAAAUUGCAAGAGAGGAAAAAAAAGAACAGUAAUGUUUACAUUACCUGGAUUCAACAGAGGAGCAGAGGAGAAAUUUGAAAAGGUGGAGGCCAUUUCAUUUCAAGACCUCAAGUUUGCUGUGUGCAUUUUUUGCAGCAUUGCUUCUAUUUAGCCAAACACGAAUAAGAAGUGUAUUUCGUCACGUACAGUACUUCCUGUCAUAACUUCAACCUGGAAAGGAUCACUAGACACACACUCCGUCCACAUGGCUGUAGCAGCUGAAGGUAUUCUCACUCAGGUGGAUCCAUAACCCCACAUAUUCAGAUAUCUACUCUUUUAACGGUGAAAUGUUGAAUUGUGCUGCAUUUUAUUAUCAGCAUUACUUUGUACAGUAUUUCUGGUGACUUCAAAAUAGUGUUAGAUAUCUAAAUAUGCAAAAUAUGGACCAACAACUGGUUUGGGUGAUCAAAAAAACUGACAAGACUCAAUCUAAAAAUUGGAGUGCAAUUGUUAAAGUGUUGGAUUACCCCUCGACAUAUUUUUGCUAAUGUUUCUGUGAGUAAUUUUAAAAAUGUUUGUGCUGAAAGGUACCGUGGUCACCUGCUGUAGCUCUGAAAUUCUAUGUGGUAUGUACAGUAUUUAAUGAUUUAAAUUAAGCUUAUAUUUUAUACAAUUUUUUUUGGCUUUGUUUUAUUUGGUACUUUGCGCCCACGACUGCUGUUUGUGAUGGAAGUUUUACAUAGAUUAUUUUGUACCCAUCCCAGCAUCUCAUUGAUGAUUACCUGCCUCAGAGACACAAUGAGGAGGUUGAGCCUUUACAGUCUACCGCCUGUCUGUCUGAUUAGCAACUCACUUCAUAGUCUGUGUAUAUUUGUAUGAUAGAGUGAGAGAUUUAUUUUAUACAACAGUGCUUCAGCAGUGUUUUUAGACCGUUAUCCUUUCAUUGUCAUUAAAAACAUGCCUCGUAGCUCUGUGGGGAAAAUGCUGGGUUGCACAUAUUAUUGUUCAAUAGGGCUAGCAGCUGAAUAUACACCCUCCCUCUGCUGUCACAGCCAGUGAACCUUUUGGUCAGUGAGUGGGUGAAUAAGUGAUUUCUUAGACUGGAUGCCUUUGAAUAUACAGCGUAUAAAUAUAUAUAUGUACACACAUACAGUACAUCUCCAGAUGUACUUUGUCACAUCUGUGAUGUAGCCUGGGAUCACAAACGUCCCUUCGUCAUGCACUUUGCAUCAGGGCCACAUCAACAUUUAAAGACAACUACUUGGUGGUGCACUGACUGGGCUGGGAAGACACGUUACUGUUGCUUAAAGGAACAUGUGGGCAAUGUCUCGUUGUCUAUUUAUCCUCACAGACAUUUAAGAGAGAUUAGGACUUUUAUUUUAAGGCCUGCUUUUUUCCUUUCGUCUCUUAAGUGAUACAUGGUACUAGUGCAGAUACUUCCUGCACUUUAGCACAUUUUUAUUGGGUGAAUCAAAUGUUUCGUGAAGAUCAGUAGUCAGAUAAGAAAUGAUAAUAUUGUAUGAUCCAAGCCGUAUUGCAUAUGAACUUUGAGUUGCAUAUUUCAUCUACCAAGGGGUAGUAAAAGAUUGCAGGUGCCAGUUGUUUCCAACAUGGUUAUGUAGCUUCCCUUUUUGAAGAAAAAAAUGUGGGUCCACAAAGAACGAACUCUUUCUUUACAGUGGAACAAUUUGUCUGCAGCUUUACAGUUCAGGUUGUGUUCUCAAACUGUGUAAGAGCCAAGUAAAUUUGUAAUUUGUAUAACCAGUCAUCACCUCCUUGUAUAGAUGAGAAUGGCAUUUCCAUGCUGCAAUUUUCCUUUUAUGUGUAAAGUUUACUUAUGCGUUUUCUCGUCUAUUACUUAAGAAAGGCUAUAAAUUUGGUAAUUGUUUCAGGCCUUAAUAGAUCUCUUUGGUCAUGUAAAAGCAACAACUAUUUAUACCCCUGUGCAGGGCCUCUUUGAAAUAUGUUACAUGUAAAUUUUUUGGUGAUGUCUUCAAAAAUGUGAAAUGUAUCCAUAUUAUUUAUAAAUGCCUUUAUUCUGUUGUACAUUGUAAUAAUACCUUCAAGAAAA
Molecule: messenger RNA, 5163 nt
Organism: Lates calcarifer (barramundi perch)
Lineage: Eukaryota; Metazoa; Chordata; Actinopteri; Centropomidae
Gene: casd1
Product: CAS1 domain containing 1
Exons: 18
Coding region: 278-2923 (881 amino acids)
Cellular component (GO): Golgi membrane
Molecular function (GO): N-acetylneuraminate 9-O-acetyltransferase activity
Source: RefSeq, a predicted model, not a curated record